AUGGAGGGCUUCGAUGAUCUACUUUCGCAAUCUCGCAAUGCUCUGGAUAACCCCUUUGAAGACCCCUUCUUGAAAGGCAGGUCGAGCUCUCCGGACCCAUGGGCCAGCUUUGGCCAGCCGUCGGCGCUGGAGAACGAUGCGACAAAUGCGUUCCGCAGCGCAACGCCUACACUAGAUACGCAAGGUUUUGGCGACUCGACGUCAUUCCACUAUUCGGUCCCUGAGUCUGCUGUAUCUGGAUUUGGCAGCGACGACCACCACAGCACCCACGAAACGGAGCCAGAGGCAGAGACUCCGACAUCGCCGGCUUCACCAGGCUUCCGAGAAAGUAUCUCGUCGACAAUCGACGAGGUAACUCAGCCUGCGCGGGAAGAAACGCAGCCAUUGCGGGAACCGUCUCCGCCUCCUUCAGAGACACCCUCUUCGCCAACAUACCCCGCAACCGCGCCUCCGACCACAGGCCGGUUCAUUCGGCAUGUGUCACAGCCGUCUGCAGCUGCCCCGCAGCCUAUCAUACGCGCUGAGCCCACAUAUCAAACUCCUCUAGACCAGCCACUUAGUGUGGCACUGGAGCGAUCCAUCGCCGGUCUAUCUAUCGGCGGCGAGUCGCUCAAUGGGUGGCAGGGGGCGCAGAGCGCAUUCGUCGGAGCGCCGCACUCUGCUGUUCUCCCGCGUACACGCCAUGAUUCUGACUCGUCGGACGAUGACCGGCCCAUCUUGCAGUCGGCUAGGCUUGCGGCGAGCCGCAUGCCCUCGACACGAGCAGCCAGUUCGGCACGAAAUGACUCCGGGCUACAGCCUGUGUUCGUGAUCACGGUUGACGACCCGCAGAAAGUUGGCGACCCCAUUCGUGCAUACACCAUGUACACCGUUCACACCAAGACUACAUCGCCGCUUUACAGCAAGUCAUCCUUCUCCGUGCUCCGUCGCUAUUCCGACUUCCUCUGGUUGUACGAGACGCUCUCUCAGAACAAUCCGGGCGUUGUGGUGCCGCCCGCACCGGAGAAGAACCCGUACCGCCGGUUCGACGAGAAUUUUGUGCAGCAGCGGCGACUCGCGCUGGAGAAAUGCAUCCAGAAGAUGGCGAAUCACCCGGUCCUCCAGAAGGACCCGGACCUGAGGAUGUUCCUCGAGAGCGACACGUUCGCGCUGGACAUCAAGCACCGCAAGGCCGAGCUUGCGCAGGAGAAGGGUGGACUGAUGGCCACUAUCGGCCAGUCGCUUGCCGGACCCAGAUUCUACGAGUCGGACGAGUGGUUUGAUAGACAGAAAACAUAUCUCGACAGCCUAGAAGCGCAGCUACGUGGUCUCGUCAAGGCUAUCGACCUUGUCGCGAAACAUCGAGCAGAAAUGUCGACCGCGACUGGCGAAUUCGCCCAAACUGUCACCGAUCUGUCCACUUCCGACAUGGGAUCCCAACUGGUAGGAUCCUUUUCAGGGCUCGCCGACGUCGAACAGAAAGCGCAAGAGCUGCAAAGCACACAAUCUCACGAGGAUGUCGCGACGCUCAUGGCAACAGUGGACGAGUAUGCCCGGCUGAUCAACUCCGUCCGCCUUGCGUUCAGCUCGCGAAUCCGGAUGUACCACACGUGGCAGUCGGCUGACGGCCAUCUUCGGCGAGUGAAGCAAACGCAUGAGACAAAUCGCGCGACAGGCCGACUACCGUCUGAUCAACUUAGUCGCUCCCUGUCUGUGGUUGCGGACGCUGAGAGACGUGCCUUGGAGGCUAAGACAGAGUUUGACCAGGUGUCGAGGCUGGUGAAGGUAGAGGUUGCGCGAUUCGAGCAGGAACGCAUAGAAGACUUCAAGAAUUCGCUCGAGGCGUUCCUCGAAGGCAUGAUUUCGAGACAGAAACAGCUUAUCGCUGCUUGGGAGAUGUACCAGCAGAACUUGCUCAAGACGGCAACGCCAGCCAGCCAGCGACCACGCGCCGACUCUACCGCAUCCUCUGUAUCAUAGCUUUCGCAACAGUACUUUGUCACGUCGUAGUUGUCACAUUGCGGAAGAAUCGUGCUUUUAUAUUAUCGUUGAAUGCCAAAUGGAGUCUACAUGU
This is a messenger RNA of Postia placenta MAD-698-R-SB12, 2053 nucleotides long. RefSeq lists its product as hypothetical. Gene Ontology annotation, molecular function: phosphatidylinositol binding. The transcript is spliced from 10 exons. The record is from RefSeq and is a predicted model, not a curated record. The coding region runs from base 1 to 1959 and encodes 652 amino acids. Gene Ontology annotation, biological process: protein retention in Golgi apparatus; retrograde transport, endosome to Golgi. NCBI's taxonomy places the organism in Eukaryota, Fungi, Basidiomycota, Agaricomycetes, Polyporales, Adustoporiaceae. Gene Ontology annotation, cellular component: endosome.